UGGUGGGCAGCGGAGCCAGAGGACGGGUCCUGCUUCUGGGAGUUAGCAGCCCCUACAAAGGGCCGGCCCGGGGUCUGACAGGAUUUGAGUAGUUUUUAUUCCAGGGUAUACCCUGUUCUGGAUACCGGGAGAGUACAGAUGUUAUAGAAAACAGGUCCUGCUGGCAGCAGGCAAGCUGAGAAUCCCACAUUCUCACCAUAAGCAGAAAAUUACCAGAAUCAUGAUAGAAAAGAUUGGAGCGCAGUUCGUGUGUGUUAAUGAACCACAAGUUUUUGGUGGAAGAAAUGCCGUGAGAAAGUGACUGAUGGUGAUGGAGACAGUGGCUGUGUCCUUGGCCAGGGCUGGCCACACAGGUGUUUGGCUGUCCCUGUCCACAUAAGGGGUAAAUGAUGGAGUCGGCAGGAAGUAGACUUGGGAGGUGAAUUUCCAAGAAAAGGGUGAAGGUGGAAAGGAGAGGACGGCGUCCUGGGAACAGGGAUAGGGCGGUGUGCUGCUGGAGGAAUCCCGGGAUUGCAGAACCUCCAGCAUGCAGGCCUCCAGCUCCAGGUCUGUGCACCUGAGUGAGUGGCAGAAGAAUUACUUUGCAAUUACAUCUGGCACAUGUACCCCAGAACAGAAGGCAGAUGCGUACCGAGCGCAGAUAUUACGCAUUCAGUAUGCAUGGGCAAACGCCGAGCUCUCCCAGGUCUGCGCCACCAAACUGUUCAGAAAAUACGCAGAGAAAUAUUCUGCAGUUAUCGAUUGUGACAAUGUUGAGACUGGCUUGAAUAACUAUGCAGAACACAUUUUAGCUUUAGCAAGAUCCCCGCAGACCGACAGUGACAAAUGGCAGUCGGGGCUGUCAGUAAAUAGUGUUUUCCAGUUGAGUGACGUACAGGAGAUGCUGCGUGCUGGCAGAAAAUCCAGAGACUCUCUGUUGGCCACGGCCGGUGCGUCCGGAGUCAUCCUUAAUGAGGGUAUUGUCCUCGGUCCUCCUCAACUGACUGACUGUGGUGCUUCUGGGGAGAGUGGCCCAUUAACUAACGCAGCUCCUGAUACAAGUGGGACCCAAGGCAUCCCAGAUAGCAGUCCUUUGACGUGCCCUCAGAAUGCCCAGCCACCUGUGCUAACGAACAGCAGUAAGGCCUGUCCUACAUCCUUAACACCGUUUGGUGACUUAGCCACUGCAAAAAUCCAUGCCACACCAUUAUUUGGAAAUGUCAACAAGGAAAAUAAGAACUCUCCAAAAGCCAAUGUAGGACUAAAUAUGUUUUCAUCUAAUCAGUCUUGUUUGCCUUCUGGCUGUGAAAAUCCACGAGAGAGAAAAGCUUUGUAUGGUCCUGGCACCAUUGAUGCCCUUUCCACUCCCAUAGUGAAUAAGGCUGUUAGUAAAACAGAAGAUAAUGCCCGAAGAGAAGAGAGUAGCCUGCCUACUUUUAAAACUGCAAAAGAACAAUUAUGGGUAGAUCAGCAAAAGAAGUACCAACCCCAGCGUGCACCUGGGUCUUCAUACAGUGGUAUAAAGAAGUCUCUGGGAGCUAGUAGGUCCCGAGGAAUAUUUGGGAAGUUUGUUCCUCCUAUACCUAAGCAAGAUGGGGGAGAUCAGAAUGGGGGGAUGCAGUAUAAGGCUUAUGGUGUGGGACCUGCAGAGCCGGCAAAUCCAAUCGAUGAGCGUCUGAAGAACUUGGAGCCAAAGAUGAUUGAGCUUAUCAUGAAUGAGAUCAUGGAUCACGGACCACCUGUAAGCUGGGAAGAUAUUGCCGGAGUAGAAUUUGCCAAAGCCACAAUAAAGGAGAUCGUUGUGUGGCCCAUGAUGAGGCCAGACAUUUUUACGGGUUUACGAGGACCCCCUAAAGGAAUUCUGCUCUUCGGGCCGCCCGGGACUGGUAAAACUCUAAUCGGCAAGUGCAUUGCUAGUCAGUCCGGGGCAACGUUCUUCAGUAUCUCUGCUUCUUCUUUGACUUCUAAGUGGGUAGGUGAGGGGGAGAAAAUGGUCCGUGCGUUGUUUGCCGUGGCAAGGUGUCAGCAGCCAGCUGUGAUAUUCAUUGAUGAGAUUGAUUCCCUGUUAUCUCAACGAGGAGAUGGUGAGCACGAAUCUUCCAGAAGGAUCAAAACGGAAUUUCUUGUGCAGUUAGAUGGGGCAACCACUUCUUCUGAAGACCGCAUCCUGGUGGUGGGAGCAACCAAUCGGCCACAAGAAAUUGAUGAGGCUGCCCGGAGAAGGUUGGUGAAAAGGCUUUAUAUUCCACUCCCAGAAGCUACGGCUAGGAAACAGAUCGUGAUUAACCUCAUGUCCAAGGAGCAGUGCUGCCUCAGCGAGGAGGAAAUUGCCCUGGUUGUAAGGCAGACAGAUGGGUUCUCGGGAGCUGACAUGACCCAGCUUUGCAGAGAGGCAUCCCUCGGGCCUAUUCGCAGUUUACAGACUGUUGACAUUGCCACGAUAACACCCGAUCAGGUCCGACCAAUAGCUUACGUUGAUUUUGAAAACGCCCUCAGAACCGUGCGGCCUAGCGUGUCUCCUAAAGAUUUAGAGCUUUAUGAGAACUGGAACAGAACUUUUGGUUGUGGGAAGUAAAGGGGACAAAUGGGGCACUUGACGUUGGCAUCUUUGUAACACAACCUUUCCUACUUGUUAGCAUGAGACACUGGGAAUUUAUUCAUUGUACUUUGGUAUAUAUUCUGAAUUCUGAACCUCAAAUAAAAUAGAGUAACAGUA
Neogale vison (American mink) is the source of this 2695-nucleotide messenger RNA. RefSeq names its product fidgetin like 1 (gene FIGNL1). NCBI's taxonomy places the organism in Eukaryota, Metazoa, Chordata, Mammalia, Carnivora, Mustelidae. Bases 527 to 2554 code for a protein of 675 amino acids. The transcript is spliced from 2 exons. The record is from RefSeq and is a predicted model, not a curated record. Gene Ontology annotation, molecular function: ATP hydrolysis activity; ATP binding; microtubule severing ATPase activity.